AAUAAAAAAGGUUUACCGUUGGAAAAUAAGACAUCAACGGUAUGAGUCAAAUUUAAAAAGGUGAGUCUUCGAUAACCUAUUGAAAUUAUAUCUGUACAUUUUACUCUUAAUAGUAAAUAAUAUAAACUUGAAAGAAAUAACAAGGCGCAAAACUCAACCAACCAAGCAACUAUUUGGACUAAAAUACGCCUCGAGUGAUGUUACAUUUGCCAAAUAAAAGACACAUUAUAUGAAACAUCAUCAGUUCGGAAUAUUCUCUAAAUUAAAACUGCGACCUUGUUUGUUAUAUAGUAAUAUCUGGACGUCUGUAUUUGGGGAAGGGUGUUUAUUUUCCGUAUGUUGCGACGCUCUUCUUAAAAGCUGUUUUUGAUGGCUAUUUUCCUGGAGUCAACCACGUGCUUGUUCCAGCCAAUCACCUCGCAUCACUUUGACUCGGAAACAGGACCAAUAAGAGGCGAUCAAAGGCGGGGCCUUUGACAGCUGACAUCAUCCCGGACCAACCGAGAGACCUUCUUGCGGAGGCCGGGCGGAAACAAGCGCCAAUGGACUUUGCUUUGUGACUAAAUGGGCGUGGCUUACCGCGCCUACUUGAGUGAAGCAGCCCUGAAACUGAUCGCGAACUGUGGCUCUGCAAUGCACCGUGACUUUGCAAAACAACUGAAACCCUGCGCCAAGAUGGCGACAAAAGACUCCAGUUUCGAUUUCCGCUGAGCGAAGAGGGGCGGGUCUAAAUCUGCAUCACAGCUGAUCUGGAGGUUUUCCUCCCCUCAAGUUGUUUUUUUGCAGAGAGCAGCUUUGCAGAGAUUCACCAGGGAUCUCACUGUUGUUCUCCUGCCCUCGAACUUGUUUUUAAGCGUAUGUUUUCUCACCUCGUUUGUUUUGCUGCCUUCGAUCGGAUCCGAACCCCAGCGCACAUUCAAAAUGCCUGCAGUUCUUUGCAGGAUACACUGCUUUUAUGGCAAUUUUUCACUGGAAUACGCUUGGCUGGUUGUGGAUUCUACCCGAGUCUGACCCAGUUUUAGUGCAUCCACUGCGUGAAGAUGUAUUCGGCAGCAGAGGUGAGGUCCCGUUGGUUUACCUCAGCGGAGGAGACCCCAGGAGCCGCAGCCGCCUCCUCGACCCUGGAGCUCAGCCUCACCAGCGUCUACACGCUCCUCUACUCCUUCCUCUUUGUGUUUGUUUACCUGCAGCUCUGGCUCAUUUUGCACUAUGGACACAAGCGUUUUAGCUUCCAGAGCGUGUUCUUGUUCCUGUGUCUGGUGUGGGCUGCGCUCAGGGCGACCCUCUUCUCCUUUUACUUUAAAAACGUGGUGCAGGCCAAUCAGUUGCAGCCCCUGGUCUACUGGCUGCUCUACUGCUGCCCCGUCUGCCUGCAGUUCUUCACCCUCUGUCUGCUCAACCUCUACUUCACACAGGUGAUGUUCAAGGCCAAAGCCAAAUAUUCCCCCGAACUCACCAAAUAUAGGGUUCCCCUGCGUCUGUUCUUCCUAUUUUUAAGUGUAUGUUUCCUGGUAGUAAAUUUAACUUGUGCAUUAUUAAUACAAGGAGCGCUGGAGCGCGCAGAGUCUCCGAGUGGUGGGGAUGUGAGACAUGCAGUCCUGGCCCGGGUGUUGAUCAAUGACAGUCUCUUUGUCCUGUGUGCCGUCUCAUUGGCUGUCUGCAUUUACAAAGUUGCGAAGAUGUCGUCCGCUAAUGUGUACCUGGAGUCCAAGGGGACGUCCGUGUGUCAGGCCACAGCGAUUGGGGCCGUGGUCAUUCUGCUCUACACGUCUAGAGCCUGUUACAACCUGGUGGUGGUGACGCUGUCCCCGCAGGACCAGCCGAGCCCGUUCAAUUAUGGCUGGUACAGUGUCUCUGACCAGGCAGACGUGCAGGAACUUACCGGGGAAACGUACAUUGUGUUUGGUAUCAUUCUGUUCUUCUGGGAGUUGCUGCCCACCACCCUCGUGGUGGUUUUCUUCAGGGUCCAGAGACCAAACCAGAACCUGGCACCAGGGGGAAUGAUCAACAGCCACAGCUUCACAUCUAGAGCCUACUUCUUUGACAAUCCUCGACGAUACGACAGCGACGAUGAUCUUUCUAGAAGCAUCACGAGUCGCGCUGACCGAGCUAGUUUACUCUCCUCCACUCCGCAAGCUGGUAUAUCAAGUUGGUAUGGAUCCAUCCAACGUAACAUGAACCUGAUGGCAGCUGCAGCGCCGACGCUGCAACCGCCGUCCUCCACCGCGCCGCUACUGUUCGCCUACGGAAACAUCCAAAGUCACCACCAUCACCACAACUACUACUCCACUCCCCAGAACAACCACCACCACCAUCAUCACAGUAACUACUAUUCGACACCACAAAACUAUUAUUGCGGAUCGCAAACGUACUACUGCACACCACAGAACUGACCGCUGAAGUCGAUGAGUCAGGAUUCUGCUUCGGUAUUGCCAUGUUGUGAGGAUGUCUGCUUUGGAUCAUGAGCUGCAAUGGACCUGGAGCUCUUGAGCUCAUGUGUGAUCGUGUCACCAGUUCUGUCACACCAUCCACCGGGGACCAGGCCAUCACUCUUCUUUUUUUCCACAUUCCAAAAAAAAAAAAAAAAAUAUGGUCCAGUCAUGCUUUCCGUCACUAUUAUAACUGUCCAAUCUGGAUGGAAAACGCUGCAGCUUUUACUGUAUAUGCAGAGAGAACAUGACAGGAAACGGGGCAGUCGCUGUUAGCCAACAAGCUAGGAGCAAACCUCGGUUUGAGAACUGCGAUCCGUUUUUUAUUUAAGCUAACUGAAGCAAAACAUUACAUUUAAGGAUUUCAAACGAAUUCCAAAGUAAACGUUAACUUUGGUUUUGCUUCAUUGCAUAACAAAAUUGACAUUUGAGGGAGCAUUAUUGACUUAGCAUUUUAGCAUCAACGGCUAAUUUGCGCUAACCAGCGCGGCCCUGGAAAGUGUCGACAUGAAAGAUGAUGUAGCAAAAAUAAGAGUCGUUCAAGUCUUACUGGGUUGACUCUUCAUUUUCACAAUGAAGUACUUGUAGCCUUUGUACGCUUUUGGACUGAGAGGGUGAAUAUUAAGGUACAACCCUGUGGGACGUUUCUUUCAAACAAAACCACAGCAAUCUAAGAUAAGGGUUUGUUAGACGAAAUUCGGACGUGGCAUAAAUACGUGGGAUAGAAAUGGAUUGGCUUGUCGACGAUUUAAAAUUGAAGAAGUACUAGAAACGUGAUACUUUGUAAACUGUGAUGCAACAUUUAUGCACUUAGUUCACCUUCAAAAUGAAAGCUUUUAACCUGAAUGUAGGAUUUCCUGAAUAGCUAGAAAUAUUUUCCAUGAGAAAGAUUUUCCAUAUUUUGAUAUGCAUCCUUUGUGAAAGGAAUAAUAAUGUGCCAUCUCUUUACCAUGCCAUAUCUUGUAGUUUUAUUCCUGCGGGAAAAUGAUCUUUGCACAAAACUGUUUUUGUUGUUGCUGAUAAUCAAUAAUUCCUAAUACUGUCUUGAGUCAGUGUGUGUGUGUGUGUGUGUUGUGUGACCUUUUAUACAUCUUUUUAUUUGAUUUUUACUUUCUAACGAAACAUAUAGCUUGUUUUUUAAAUCUUUCGAGUCAUAUCUGGUGGUGAGUCUUUUCCUCUAUUGCUUCAAAAUUGUCAGAAAACGAAGGGAAUAUUGCUGCCCAAGCGCUUUUCACCACCUCCCGCCCAUGUGACGUGAAUUUGAGCUUGUGUCCGCGACCUUACUUCCCUUUAUGCGAGCACACUCUGUGAUCAUGAAGUUCUCAUCAUGCGGCGCAUGCAGCAAGAGUAAAACAUUCAGCUUCAUUUCCACAGGAUAUUAUUUGUCUGUAAACUUAUUCCAAGAUGUUAUGGUUGAAUUAUCUGUGGCCAAACUGAAUGUAACCUGAUCACUAAUGAUGUAAGCAAGAAAAGCACUACCAUGUAAAUAAAGUCCAACUGC
Synchiropus splendidus (mandarinfish) is the source of this 3930-nucleotide messenger RNA. RefSeq names its product G protein-coupled receptor 137c (gene gpr137c). Bases 1041 to 2393 code for a protein of 450 amino acids. The record is from RefSeq and is a predicted model, not a curated record. NCBI's taxonomy places the organism in Eukaryota, Metazoa, Chordata, Actinopteri, Syngnathiformes, Callionymidae. Gene Ontology annotation, biological process: positive regulation of TORC1 signaling. The transcript has 8 exons. Gene Ontology annotation, cellular component: lysosomal membrane.